Messenger RNA from Sceloporus undulatus (fence lizard), 596 nucleotides. It is a transcript of the gene PIERCE2, whose product is annotated as chromosome 6 C15orf65 homolog. The transcript has 2 exons. Lineage: Eukaryota; Metazoa; Chordata; Lepidosauria; Squamata; Phrynosomatidae. Gene Ontology annotation, cellular component: axonemal microtubule. Gene Ontology annotation, biological process: axoneme assembly. The coding region runs from base 199 to 555 and encodes 118 amino acids. The record is from RefSeq and is a predicted model, not a curated record.
CGGGGACUACAAGGCCCAGGAGGCGGCUGCAGCGUCGACAAAGGCCCCGCUGAUGACGCAAGGCCGGGGGCGGGGCCGAGAGGAGGCUGGGAUGCUCCGCGGUUGCCUAGGAGACGCAUCCUCGGCCACCGCCGCUUGGUCCUCCUCUGCAUCCUUGGCUUUGGGCCGAAGAGGAGCCUCCAGAGGCAGGCAGGGGCCAUGGCUGCAGAGCCCCCCUGCGCCAUGAAGGACCCCUCUGCCCAGCGGUGCCCUUGCGCCAACCCAGGGAACCCGGUCUUCUCCUGCAUGCUGGACCCAAAGGCGCUGCCCUCUGCCCUGCCAGGCAAAAGAGGCCGCCCUCUGGCCCAGGCCCAGCUCCUGAUCUACCGCACCACCUCCAGCGACUACGGCCAGCUGCCCCCGGAGCCCCAGGCGGCGCCCUGCCGGUUCUGCCCCCGGGAGAACACCUUCACCAACCACCUUCUGGCCUGCGGACGGACGCCCAGCGGUGGCAUCAAUACCGGCAUCGACAGGGGAAGGGUCAUCGACCACAAGGACCUGGUCAACACUCUGUAGGGCAGCCUUCCCCCACUAAGCCAAUAAAAGCACCAUUUGUG